Misgurnus anguillicaudatus (oriental weatherfish) is the source of this 2392-nucleotide messenger RNA. RefSeq names its product fibronectin type III domain containing 4a (gene fndc4a). The record is from RefSeq and is a predicted model, not a curated record. Gene Ontology annotation, molecular function: protein binding. Gene Ontology annotation, cellular component: extracellular region; plasma membrane. Lineage: Eukaryota; Metazoa; Chordata; Actinopteri; Cypriniformes; Cobitidae.
CAUGCACGGUUAUAAAUACAUUUCGUGCAGUCUCGCUUGCCACAGCGCAUCCACGCGCAGCAGCUGUGGAGCUGUCCGCGUGCUGAACACUCGUUCGGUCCAUUCACCUCAACACACCUCAGACGCGGACACUCCCUCACAAACUGAGGAAAGCCUGAAGUACUCGACCAUCAUGAAUACGUCGGAGAACCUCUAGCUUGAGAUAGCGAAGAAAAGUCAGCAUUCAACCUGCUGCUGAGAUGGACGUUCAGACACGUGUGCUCACCGAGUCGUUGAACAUGAUGUCCACCGUGAGAUUUCCGCAGCUUUUUUACUUCAUGUAAUAUGUUUAAUCUGGAUGAAUGCGUCAUUUUAUAGUUAUGUUAUAAACACAAAAUCGUAGAAGCAAAAAGGUCAUUUGGAGUCGUUGAGAUUUGUGAAGGACUGAAAGACUGCGCUAUGGCUCCUCUUGCUCUCGUUAACUCUGUCGGACUGUUGCUCUUCGGCAGUGUAAUGUUUCUGGUGGCAGCAAAUCGUCCACCUGCUCCAGUAAAUGUGUCAGUCAUGCAUUUGAGAGCUGAUUCAGCAACAGUUUCCUGGGAUGUACCAGAAGGCGACAUCAUUAUUGGCUUUUCCAUCUCCCAACAGAGAAUGGAUGGCAAAAUGCAGAGGUUUAUCAGAGAGGUCAACACCACCAGUAGAUCCUGUGUGCUGUGGGACCUGGAGGAAGAGACGGAUUACAUCAUUCAGGUGCAGUCCAUUGGUCUGUACGGCGAGAGUCAAGCCAGCAAACGUGUCCACUUCAGAACCCUCAAAAAAACUGACCGCUUCCCCUCAAACAGUUCAAACCAAGAUGAUCCGACUGUCCAAGGCCUGGAUAGGGCAAGACAGCUACAGACAGGCGAGAUGGUCAUCAUUGUGGUCGUACUUCUAAUGUGGGCAGCUGUUAUUGCCCUGUUUUGCCGUCAGUAUGACAUAAUAAAGGACAACGAUUCCAGCAACAGUAAAGAGAAGGUAAAACCGUGCUCAGAGAGAAGCACACCAGAGCAUCACAGUGGAGGGUUGCUUCGGAGCAAGUUCCAGUCUGUACCAUCGAUCAACAUCAUUGAAGUGUGAUGGGAGUAUUGUAGACGUCAGUCACGCCCCUUCAUUGCAGCACCUGCAGUAUCAGGAUGAAAUAUGUCACUCAAAUCUUCCUUCAUCUACCAGCAGUCACAAAUCCACACGGAACAGCACGUCGGCUGUAUCGUAAUAUUGGUUGCCCCUGAAGCCAACGCUCAGCCCACUCAAAUACAGACUUGGAUGUAUGUAUAAUAAUGCAAUCUACUCAAGUGGUGGUGUAAAUAACAUAUACAGUAAUGCAGAUAAUGUACAACUGUAUGUUUAUAUUUUGUGGCAGUACAAUGGAAGGUGAAAUCCUCAAAUUGAGUAUCUGGAUAAAUCAUGGAUGAACUUUCCAUGAUGAGAGUUGUUGUAUUUGGGUGAACUGUUUGUUUACCGUAUUUUUCGGUCUAUGGGCCGCGUUUUUUUUCAUAACUUGGCUGGUGCUGCGUAUUAUAGUCAGGUGCGCCUUUUAAGUCAUUAUGAAUUAAUUUUGACAUUUAUGAGGCAAGAGAGACAACAUUACCGUCUACAGCCGCGAGAAUCCGCCAUAUGCUGCUUCUGUAUUUAUGUAAUUCAAUGGAUUCAGUAAUGUGGAAUGACGAGUAUGCGAACUUCACGCUAGUUGGCUUGUUUGGUUAUUUUAGCCUAUUCAACCUUCCAGGUAAGUUCUGUAUGAUAUGGUUUAUUGUUUAAAUAACUGAUAAUAUUACUUUAACGUACAGACAUCUAUUCAGCCUGCUGUUGUCUGCUAUUGUUUAGUUGAAUAACUUGCCUUUCCAGAUUAAAUGUCUGUUCUUCGGCUUGGAUUUUGUGAAAUAAUUUUCUAAAUAAACGCGACGUAUAGUCUACUGUGACUUGUAUAUAUGUUAUUUCGUCUUUAUGACGCAUUUUUGAAUGAUGCGGCAUAUAGUCCCGAAAGUACGGUAAACUGGUAGAUGAGAUGUGUGUCUUAUCUGAAACAAGAUAUAAGUUUUGUCAUUUUUGCUUGCAAUCUGUCAAUUAAGUUCAACUUUUAAAUACAAUAUCCUAAUUACAUCUAGCAAUAUUUAUUUCAGUAUUAAAGAGGGGUCCUAUAAGGAAGAGUGAUUAAAGCAGCUAUCGAAUAAAACAUAUUUAACUUUCAAACUUCUAAUAAAAGAGUGAAUAUUUUUCAUAAAGCCAGGUGUUCAGGAACUAAAAUGUUGAGAUUAUGUACAGUAUGUAAAUGUGUUUUCUGCCUACUGUGUUAAAGGCGGAGUCCAUGAUGUUUGAAAGCCAAUGUUGAUAUUUGAAAUCACCUAAACAAACACGCCCCUACCCCAAUAGAAUC